AUGCCUGCCUGGAAGUCUCUUGUGAGCGUGCUGGCGCUGGCCGGCACUGCGGUGUCAUGCGCGCACCACGGCGACACCGAGGUUGUCCCUGAACAUGAGCGCGAGGAGCUGCUUAAGAAGUGGGAUCAAGAGUGGUCCUUCUCUGGUAUCGCCAGCUUUGCCCACUUGAAGCCCGUCAAGUGCCUCAUCGAGCCCGACGAACGCUACGAUAUCGCCGUCAUCGGCGCUCCCUUCGACACGGCUGUUAGCUACCGACCCGGCGCACGUUUCGGACCCCGCGCCAUCCGCGCCGCCAGCGCGCGCCAAAUGGCCGGUACCAGCUACAACACCCGGGCCGGCAUCAACCCGUACCAGUCGUGGGCGAAGAUCACCGAUUGUGGUGACAUCCCGAUCACGCCGUUCGACAACGGGCUCGCGGAGCGGCAGAUGUAUGAGGCGUUCCUGGAGCUGGGCUCGCGCAAGCCGGUGAACGCCGCACCCAAGGGUGGCGACAGCAUCGGUGCUGGCCACCCCAAGCUGGUGACGCUGGGCGGCGACCACAGCGUGGCACUGCCGGCGCUGCGGGCGC
Molecule: messenger RNA, 568 nt
Organism: Penicillium macrosclerotiorum
Lineage: Eukaryota; Fungi; Ascomycota; Eurotiomycetes; Eurotiales; Aspergillaceae
Product: agmatinase 2
Exons: 2
Molecular function (GO): agmatinase activity; metal ion binding
Source: RefSeq, a predicted model, not a curated record